UUUUUCAAAUGGAAGAAGAUUUUCCUAAAAAUAUUUCUGAAACAUCACAAUCUAAUAAAACUUCUGGCAAACAAAAUGAUCGUGAUGUAAUUAAACUAGCUAUUCUUUCACUAUUAAACAAUGAUGAUGAUACAUUUUAUGCAAAUUGUCGUCGAAUUGCAUCUAUAAUCAAACCUAUUAAAGAAGCAAUACACAAUCUGGAAUCGCGUACAGCAAAUCUUGCUGAUUGCUUCAUUAGUAUAGUAAAGUUGGCUGCAGCCAUUAAUAGGAUUCCUUCAAAUAAUGCCUUUCGUGAAUCAGCCAUUAACGUAUUUAACAAACGUUAUACUGAAUAUGAUAUUGAACCGUAUCUGCUUGCUUAUUUACUUCAUCCGGGUUAUAGAGAUAAACUAGUUUAA
Dentiscutata erythropus is the source of this 398-nucleotide messenger RNA. The record is from the annotation of a GenBank genome assembly. Lineage: Eukaryota; Fungi; Glomeromycota; Glomeromycetes; Diversisporales; Gigasporaceae.